CUCCCCCAUUGCCCGCCCUCACACUGCACAGUCCCCAGUAUCUGGCCGCAGCCGCCGCGUCCCCCCAGCCCGCUUGGAAUCCUGCCCCACGUGACUCGCGCUGUCACGUGAUCGCCAGACGUCAGGAGGUGCCUGCCGAGAAGGAGCCCCAGCUCAGCCUUCAGAUAAGACAGCCCGUUACCGGCGGAGGCUCCGUGAUACCUGGGACCGGGAGUCUCGGCGGCACAGCUCACAGGAACAAUUGUGCACUGGUCGUUGUUGAUUUCCCUAAACAAAAAUGGCUUCUAUGCUACUUAGCAGACAUAUGACACAGGCGUUGCAGCAAAACUCCAGACUACUCGUACCAUGCAGCAGGUAUAGCAGUCAGGCUGCUGCCAAAAAGAAUGUUGAUUUCGAGUAUGAUGCUCCAUUAAUGAAGACCGAAGUCCCAGGACCAAGAUCCAGAGAGCUAAUCAAACAGUUGAACAGUAUCCAGAAUGCAGACGCCGUGCACUUUUUUUGUAAUUAUGAAGAAAGUCGUGGUAAUUAUCUUGUUGAUGCUGAUGGCAAUCGAAUGCUGGAUCUGUAUUCCCAAAUAUCCUCCAUUCCUAUUGGUUAUAACCACCCGGCCCUUAUCAAAAUUCUGCAACAACCACAAAACCUGAGCACAUUUAUCAACCGACCAGCCCUGGGUAUCCUGCCUCCUGAGAAUUUCACAGAGAGACUGGAGGACUCCUUGUUAUCUAUUGGUCCAAAAGGAUUGACACAAGUAAUUACAAUGUCUUGUGGCUCCUGCGCCAAUGAAAACGCAUUUAAAUCAAUAUUCAUGUGGUACAGGAACAAGGAAAGAGGAAACAGCGGUGUAACAAAGGAGGAGCUGGAGUCCUGCAUGGUGAACCAGCUUCCAGGUUGUCCAGACUACAGCAUUUUAUCAUUCAUGGGAGGUUUUCAUGGACGAACAAUAGGGUGCUUGGCUACAACACAUUCUAAGGCUAUACACAAAUUAGACAUCCCUUCCUUUGACUGGCCAAUUGCCCCCUUUCCAAGACUAAAGUACCCUCUUGAGAAUUUUGUUAAGGAAAACAAAGAAGAGGAGGAGCGGUGCUUGGAAGAGGUGGAGGAUCUGAUUGUAAAAUACAGGAAAAAGAAAAAGACCGUUGCUGGAAUAGUGGUGGAACCAAUCCAGUCCGAGGGAGGAGACAAUCAUGCUUCUGAUGACUUCUUCAGGAAAUUGAGUACAAUCGCUAGAAAACAUGGAUGUGCUUUUUUGGUGGAUGAAGUUCAAACAGGAGGAGGAGCUACUGGUAAAUUUUGGGCGCAUGAACAUUGGGGCAUGGAUGAUCCAGCUGAUGUGGUUUCCUUCAGCAAGAAAAUGAUGACAGGAGGAUUUUACCAUAAGGAAGAAAUGAGGCCUAAUGCACCAUACCGAAUAUUCAACACCUGGCUUGGGGACCCCUCUAAAACACUCCUAUUGUCUGAAGUUCUAAACGUCAUCAAGCGUGAAGACCUCGUAAAAAACGCUGUCCAAGCAGGAAAAGUUCUUCUAGAUGGACUUCUAGAUUUCCAGUCCCGCUAUCCGCAUAUUGUGAGCAGAGCCAGGGGCAGAGGGACAUUCUGUUCAUUUGAUACUCCAAAUGAUGAAGCCCGAUCCAAGUUGAUAGCAAAAGCAAGAAACAAAGGUAUUGUGCUAGGAGGUUCUGGAGAUCGGUCCAUUCGGUUCAGACCAACCCUGGUUUUCAAAGAGCACCAUGCGCACCUGUUCUUGAACAUCUUCAAUGACCUCUUGGCAGAUUUGAAGUAGCUUUGUAUUCCGCUUUGUUGCCUUAGUCCAAAUGAAUCAGGAGGUCUCAAAAUAAGUCACGCUUCUUAAUCUCUGCUACCAUAUACGCACAGUUCAGGUCUAACCACAAUGGAUGGAGAAUAUUUUUGUGCUCAAGCCAAAACCAUGUCUCCAUAAAGAGUUUUAAUGUGCCACGAUAUAUAUUUUCAUAGGAAAACUAUACUUUUUUUUUUUUUUUUUCUAGUGUAUUAAUAUUGUUAAUUAUGAAACAUUCAGACUGUGAAAUGAAUACUAAUACCCUGAAAAUGUCCGAUCCGUGUAUGUGUUGUCUUGUGUUAAUGAUUACAUAGGGAAUUUUGGGGCCUGUCCUAUACCAUGUAUUGUCUCCACAAUGUGAGCAUUUUGUUUGUGAGGUAAGUUUCCACCACUAUUCAGAUUUUAAUGGUUAGAUUAGAAGAUAUUAUAACUGUCUACUAAAUGAAUACCGCCUUACUGCCUGUGGUUCACGGUAAUCUAAGUCCGCUGUUAAUGUAACGGCAGUAUUUGCAUGUUAUACUGUACAUAGAUAUUUCUUAGAUACUUUUAAGUAUAAUAUAUUUCUAAAGGCAAGACAGUAUUUUUCGGCCACUUGAUUGGGUGUCUUCUAAUGAAACGCUUUUUGUACACAUUACACUGAGCCAUAUAUACAAGCAUUACACAUUGGGCCGGAUGCGCGUGUCCGUGCUAACAAUACAUAUUACUCUGCUGUGUCAUGGCCCAACCAUAGGGAAACCUAAGUAAUGCGGAUGGAUAUCACGGUCAGCACAUGGACACGGAAAUCCAGCCUUACAUGUAGGUCCCAGAAGUGAGACCCACACCUAUCAAACAAUAGGGGCAUAUCCUAGCACUAUGCCCCUGUUGUCUGAGGUGGGAAUACCCCUUUAAGAUUGGAUCAAAUGAGAAUAUUCCUAAUUGUCAGUAUGAAUGUUCAGUCAUGUGUCCUUGAUGUAGGAUCCACAUGACUGGUAGAAAUCUGGAUGCUGAGGUUUAGGGUCCAUUCACACGUCCGUAUGAAUUGGUCCAGAUCCGUUCCGCAAGUGCAGAUGCGUGCUGUCCGCAUCCGCACUCCCGUUCCGCAGCCCCGCAAAAAAUAGAGCAUGUCCUAUUCUUGUCCGCAGACACGGACAAGAAAAGGCAUUUCUAUUGGGGUGCCGGCCAUGUGCGGUCCAGUGUUUUGUGGAUCCGCAAUUUGCGGACCGCAAAACACUUUCGGAAGUCUGAAUGGACCGUAAAGCGGUUUUUCAGGAUUAAUUAACUAAUGACCUAUCUAGAUUUACUGUAUGCACCGGUGCCUUCUCAAACAGCUGGUCGGCAGGGGUCCUGGGUGUUGGACCCUCACAGAUCAGAUACUGAAGACCUUUCAGGAGGAGAGGUCAUCAGUUGAAAAAUACCGGAAAAACACCUCUUUAAAUAGUGAGUUGUCCAUGUAUGCCCUGUCACUUUCUAUUGAUGUGGAGGAGAGCACUUGAGGAGUUCUGUGAUCCAGCCUGGACUGGUGAUACAUUGUUACUCGGAUGAAAAAAGACCUAAGACCAUGAAGUUCACUUGUUAUAUACUUACAAACCAAUUUCAUCCAGGUACAUGGUGCAGCCUGAUUUUCACUGCUCACGCGUACAAAAAUCUCUCUUCAACUUAUUUGCUGGAAUUCCUUUAAAUAUCUGCCCCCUACAAAACUGGUAACCUCUGCUUGUGUAAAGUUCUUAAAGGUAGAUCAAGAUGGUCUUCUUGAGAUGACCCCUUUUGUAUGAAUGUAAUAGAGGGCGUCCCUGCUUGUAACCCUUUUAUUAGCCAAAGCAGAUAGCUGCUACUAAGGUUGAAUCUGCCGCUGGAAGACCAGUCCCAUCUUUGCAACUUUAUACAGCAGCCAUUGAAUAAAUGGACCAUGCAGUAAUGCAGAGAACACUAGCCACUUCCCUGGUCAUAACUGCUGUUCUGCUAUGCUCGGCACAUUGCGGGGACCAUUUAUGUGAACAGGAGGUGUCCAAGCUGGGUAAGUAGGUAGCUGAGGAAUUUACCCAUUAAUAACAUUUACGGUAUCACCUAUCCCUAUAUAUGCUCACUGGGGGUCUGACCACUGGCACCUCCACUGGUCAAAAUAAAAUGAGGGUUCCUGAGUCCCCUGAGGACUGUUAAAGUAGUGUACAUGUGACCGCUGCACCUUCAACUCUCUAUCUCCGACAGUGAAUUCAGUAGUGGUCACCAUGACUCCAGUCAUAUAGGGAUCCUUGUUCUCCUGGGCAAUCAAUAGUCUAAAUCUGGAAAAACCCUUUAAGCAUUCAGAAUAACCAAACUGCAGGGAUGAUAAUUACAUGUUAUAAAUCAGCAUUUAAUUGCAAGUCUGAUUUUGUCUUUGCAAGAUCUGCAGCGUGAAGCCAUACAUCUCACUCCUGCCAGGACCAUUGAUAUAUAGGAAAUGGAUGAGAUUGCUGCAUGAGUAGUCAUAUAGGAGCAUUCCUGAACUCACCAUUUAGUUAGAGGGGUUUUUCGGGCGUUUUACACUGAUGUCUUGUCUUCUGGAUAGGUGAUCAGUAUCUGGUGGGUGUCUGACACUAGGGACCCCUGUCUAUAAGCUGUUUGAGAAGGCAGCGAUGCUCAUAGUAGCGACGCAGCCUCCUCACAGCUUUGCCUAGGCAAUGUGACAUCACCUUCGUCGGUCACAUGGCCUAGGCGCAGCUCAGCCCCAUUGAAGUGAAUGGGGCUCAGCUGCAAUACCAAGCACCAACCACCAUACAAUGUACGGCGCUGUGCUUGGUAAGCUGAGAGAAGGCUACAGUGCUGCCAACACUGGUACCUUCUCAAACAGCUGAUCGGCGGGCGUUGGACCCCCACCAAUCAGAUAUAAAACUUCCAGAAAGCCCCUUUAAUAGCAAAUCUAAACUACUUUUACACUAGAUUUUCCAAAACCAAUAACUUUUUGAUACAGCAAUGGUAUAAGAAUCCCAGUAACUGCCAGAUGUGUGUUUAAUGGGAUACGUUAUUGUGUUGACCAUGAUUAUUAUGUAUGUAGCAUGUUUAAGGCUUGUAAUGAAUGUGUAAUGUUCAAAUAAGUCAUUACUACACUUUCAGAUCAUUUUAAUGCAUUUAUUGUUUUUACACUUGGUCCGUGGUUUCCUAUACACCAAAUAUGUAAGAAAUGUUAACAUACACUCGACACAAGACUGAAGAAACUAGGUGCUUACGAGGAGCAAGUGAGCCGUUUACAGCGCGCUACCGGUGCCAAACAUCUUACAAAUAGCUGCACUUUGUGUUCUUGUCCAGAAAUCUGUGGAUUUAACUGCUUUAUGUCUUAAUCGGUAAGAAAUAAAAUGUAUUUGUAAGUUUA
Bufo gargarizans (Asiatic toad) is the source of this 5120-nucleotide messenger RNA. It is a transcript of the gene ABAT, whose product is annotated as 4-aminobutyrate aminotransferase. The record is from RefSeq and is a predicted model, not a curated record. Gene Ontology annotation, cellular component: mitochondrion. NCBI's taxonomy places the organism in Eukaryota, Metazoa, Chordata, Amphibia, Anura, Bufonidae. Gene Ontology annotation, biological process: GABA catabolic process. The transcript has 16 exons. Bases 278 to 1780 code for a protein of 500 amino acids. Gene Ontology annotation, molecular function: pyridoxal phosphate binding.